Molecule: messenger RNA, 1311 nt
Organism: Camelina sativa (false flax)
Lineage: Eukaryota; Viridiplantae; Streptophyta; Magnoliopsida; Brassicales; Brassicaceae
Product: putative FBD-associated F-box protein At3g50710
Molecular function (GO): protein binding
Source: RefSeq, a predicted model, not a curated record
AUGGAUAGGAUUAGUAAUCUGUCGGAUGAUUUGCUCUUGAAGAUUUUGUCAGAACUUCCUACCAAAGAUGUGGUCGCAACGAUGCUUUUGUCGAAACGUUGGAAGCUUCUUUGGACGAUGGUUACAAAGCUUGAUUUUGAUGAUAGUGUAAAGGAAUACAUUGGCAAGAAUGCUUACAGGAAAUUUCAAGAAUAUAUUGACAGGUUUCUGGUAUCGCAUAAGUCUCCGGUUCUUGAAACUUUGAAGUUCAACCUUCGUUGUCGGUUUUCCAACGCUGCUGACAUGUCAACAUGGAUCAGAUUUGCAAUUGCUCGUCGUGUGCGCGAACUUGAAGUUAACCGGUGUCUUGAAGCCCGUUUCAUGUCAAUCACAGUGCCAGCGUGUUUGUAUACAUUCGAAAAGCUUGUGGCUUUGAAACUUUGUGGAUCGAUAAAUUUGGUUGUUCAGAAGGAGGUUUGUCUUCCGUCUCUGAAAUCAUUACAUCUUUUGAGGGUGCAGUACGUAGGCAAAACAUAUCUUGACAGGCUUUUAGCGGGUUGUCCCGUUCUUGAAGAGUUGGUUCUUGACAUACGUGAAUACGACCCUGAACAGUCUUUCUCUGUUAUAAUGCCUUCCUUAGAGAGAUUAUCUAUCCUUAAUAUUAAUAAGCAUCACGAACAAAACCCUGUUGAGUACACACACUAUUUGAAGAGAAAAUUUGUGAUUAAUGUUCCGUCUUUGAAGUACUUAAACUAUGAAGAUACAUUCAACAGUGGUCAUUCGUGUUCGAGUGAGAAUAUGACUGAGUUGGUUGAGGCUAAUGUAAAGCUUGUUUGCAAACGUCCUCAGAAGCUAAUGAGAUCUCUCACAUCAGUCAAGCGCCUCUCUUUAUGUUUAAACGGGUCAAUGCUUAAGCAUCGUAUUGACUUCUGUCAGCUUGUUCACCUAGAGCUAUGUGGAGGUGGCCCAAAAUGGUGGAAUUUACUUAAUUGGAUGCUCCAGAGUUCUCCUAAACUACAAGUUCUCAAGCUCAACAAGUGUAAGGACCGCUGGUUUUGUUCCUUAGAGCCUAAUAUUGAAGAUCGUUGGGUACAACCGAGUUCUGUUCCUGAAUGCUUGUUGUUCCAUCUCAAUACUUUCGUGUGGAAGUACUACAAUGGAAGAGAGGAAGAGAAGAAACUGAUGACGUACAUCCUUAGGAACGCAAGGUGUUUGAAGACUGCCACUUUCUCUGCUUUGGAAUUUGAAUCGAAGGAAAAGGCAACUAGGAAAGUCCAAGAGUUGGUUUCUCUUCCUAGAGCUUCAAGUUCAUGUAAACUUAUUUUGGUUUGA